Messenger RNA from Strongylus vulgaris, 621 nucleotides. The record is from the annotation of a GenBank genome assembly. NCBI's taxonomy places the organism in Eukaryota, Metazoa, Nematoda, Chromadorea, Rhabditida, Strongylidae.
GUAAUCCGCUCGAAUCCGAUAGCACUGGUAAUCAGUGUGACUUCAUGUUGUGCUGAAAUGGCCAUUCACAUGUUUGUCUUUGUGUGGGCACCAUUGUUUAUAAGAGCUGAACAUAAAGGCACAAGCCUUUACACUCUUGGAGUGAUCUACGCUUCAUUUGUUGCAUCGUAUCUAGCUGGUCUACUUCUAGUUCGUGAACUGCCUUUUCUCAGUAGCGACUGGACUGAAACUCGUUUUGAGCGUGUUUUCAUAUGCUUGGUGAUAUUUGAAAUGGCUUGUGGAGUUUACAGCCCAGCUAUGGAGGCUUUGCAGACCACUGUACUACCGUUCCUUCAUCAGCGCUCUGUUCUUCUCGCGCUUGUUCGUCUACCAUUGACAUUCUUCGUUUCGCUGUCAAUUCUCACAUUCUUCCCAACUCCUGGGGGAGAAUUCAAACUGAUGAUAUUCAUUGUCGUGCAGUUAUUCAUUGCCGCUCUACUUUCCCUGCUAUUGGAUGCAGUUGUCAUGAGCCGUGGUUAUGAACAAGAUCCAGACCAUUUCUAUCUGCCAACUACACUUCCACACAUGGACCUGAAACAACCAUCGAAAGAGGAGCUCGAUAACACAAUGUACAUCUUUUGA